GCAAUAUCCACACUUUUCAUAUGGAGUAUGAUCCUCAUAGUAGAUUAUGAAGACUACCUAAGUGCUUUGUCCGUGAGUUUGGUGACUUGAUUGGUGACAAGGUCAUUCUGCAGGACCCUAAUCAUAAUGAAAUCCAAGUUAGUGUUUUGAAAACAACUUCUAAUGACAUGUUUUUCGAGCAAGGAUGGUUGGUCCUUAGGGAUUUCUAUGACAUAUGGUUUGGAGGUUGGCUUAGUUUUACCUACAUUAAUUCCAAUCUUUUGUCUAUAAGCCUUACAACAAGAUGGGGUAUUGAUGUAAGGUAUCCUUUACAUUAUCCUCGAAAAAGGAUUAUGCUGGCUAACACCAUUGUAGGUGCUAGUGCUAGGACAUCUGCACCUCACUCAUCUCCCCCAAGUGGCCCUGUACUGUCAAGUCCAUUCCUCCGUUCUUACCUUAAGAAAUUAACAUUAUAUGAUGUUAAGUCUGGUAUUUUGGUGCUGCCUUGGUAUGGCUUUGGUGAAUUUGCCUUCGCAUUUACUUUCAGUGAAGUGGUGUUGGUCGAUCACACCAGACGUUGCUAUCCAUGUCGCGUGCAGUUUAGUGUGGAUUCUAAUGGUGAACUAGCUUGCAAAGUCACUGGUUGUUGGAUGAAUUUCUGCAAGAAACAUCAUCUGAAAGAGGGUGACAAAAUUCGUUUUGCUAUUAACGAACCUACUCGGAAUCAUGUCGUGUAUGUGUGUGUCUAUCCUCAGAUUGGAAUUGAAACCACUCUCAGUUAUCCUCUCAGUGAUGGCUCAUAUUUGCCCCUUUAUGUUUCUCAGCAGUAUUUUGUGGUCUUCCCUUGAGUUAUGGAUGUCUGUUUUUGUUUUUUUUUAUUCUCAUGAAUGGGUCAGACUAUGUAGUCCUUGAAUGUUGUAUGAAUCUUUCAA
This is a messenger RNA of Trifolium pratense (red clover), 911 nucleotides long. RefSeq lists its product as uncharacterized. The transcript has 3 exons. The record is from RefSeq and is a predicted model, not a curated record. Gene Ontology annotation, molecular function: DNA binding. The coding region runs from base 168 to 827 and encodes 219 amino acids. NCBI's taxonomy places the organism in Eukaryota, Viridiplantae, Streptophyta, Magnoliopsida, Fabales, Fabaceae.